Molecule: messenger RNA, 1520 nt
Organism: Malania oleifera
Lineage: Eukaryota; Viridiplantae; Streptophyta; Magnoliopsida; Santalales; Ximeniaceae
Exons: 1
Coding region: 194-1213 (339 amino acids)
Source: RefSeq, a predicted model, not a curated record
GGAAAGCUGUCAGUCCCUCCCUCCCGUCCCUCCUUUCUUUUAAAAGUACUCUCUCAAACCCAAUAGACUCAUACAGUUCCGCCAUACCAAAGAUCUCUCAAAAAGCAAGCAGGCAAGAAAAUAAGGGCGAGCUGAAGGAGGAGGAGGAGGAGGAGGAGGAGGAGGAGGAGAAGAAGAAGAUAAAGAACCCAUUAUGAAAGGAAUUAGAGAAGGCAAUAAAGGAGCUCCUUCAGCUGAUCUAUUAGUCUGUUUUCCCUCUCGAGCUCAUUUGACCCUCAUGCCGAAGCCCAUUUGCAGCCCAGCCAGACACUCCGAACCCACCAAGCGUCGCCACAACCACCACCGUCGCAGCCACCAUCACAAGAAAUCCACCUCCAGAGGUGCAGGCGGCCAAGCCAGUCCCCUCCUUUGGUCCAAAAACAAGCCCAUGGACUCAGACAUCGCCGAGCCCACCUCCCCGAAAGUCACCUGCGCCGGCCAGAUCAAAGUCCGGGCCAAGACGAGUACCUGCAAGAACUGGCAGUCGGUGAUGGAGGAAAUCGAGAGGAUUCACAACAACAGAUCAAAACACAAGAAGAAACCCACUUGGAUCGAGUCUCUCGGGUUCAAGAAAGAUAUCAUGCAGUUUUUGACGUGUCUGCGCGGCCUACGCUUCGAUUUCCGAUGUUUUGGGUCGUUUCCUGAAACAGAGAUCACCUCGGAGGAAGAAGAGGACGAAGAAGAAGAGGAAGAAGACGAAGAGUAUCACGAAAAGCAAAUGGGUUCGGAGGGAAGUGACAGAAAUGGGUCUUCCAGAACUGUUUUCUCCAAAUGGUUUAUGGUUUUGCAGGAAAAUCAGAGUAAGGGGAUAUUUACCAGAAACAGAGAAGAGAGAGAUGGAGUCUAUAGUGGUGGCGAUGAAUCGGUGGCUGCUCCUUCUGCACCUCCGUCAAAUGCUCUCUUGCUGAUGCGCUGUAGGUCUGCUCCGCCAAAAAGCUGGCUGGAGGAGAAUAAAGGCGGAGAAGAAGAGGAAGAAAAAGUAGGAAAAGCAGGGGAAAAAGAGAAGAAAACAGAGUCGAUGUUGGAGGAUGAGAAGAAAAAGAAGAAAGACAGCUUGGUAGUGAUGAGAUACGGCUCGGACUUCUUCAAGUUUUCUUCUGAUAUUGCAAAGGAGACGUGGGUCGUUGGCGGCAUGAGAGAUCCACUGUCAAGGAGUCGAAGUUGGAAGAGAUGAUGAUCACGGUGACCGCUGUUUUUCCAUUUCUUAUUAUGUUUUUGUUUUGUUUUUUCGUUUUAUUUUCCCUUUUAAUAAUCGUUUCGAAAAACAUCCUCUGGGUUUUGUGUGGGAAAUCAAAAUUUAAAUAACUGUUUUUAGCUCCCCCCCCUCCCUAUUUUAUUUUUGGUUUUUGGUUUUCUGGGGUUGCGCUAUGAUUCGAAAAUAUAUUGCGUCUGUACAGCUUUUCCUUUCCCCGUUCAAAAUUUUGCUGCUGCCAUGUACAUUUGUGUUUGUAUUUAUUAAUUCAGCUUUCCUUUUACUCAAA